Molecule: messenger RNA, 4056 nt
Organism: Pristis pectinata (smalltooth sawfish)
Lineage: Eukaryota; Metazoa; Chordata; Chondrichthyes; Rhinopristiformes; Pristidae
Gene: arpp21
Product: cAMP-regulated phosphoprotein, 21
Cellular component (GO): cytoplasm
Molecular function (GO): nucleic acid binding
Source: RefSeq, a predicted model, not a curated record
AUUCUUGAGAGCAGCAGGGGAGGAAGGGGAGAAAAACAUGUCUUCUAGGAAAGCAGAUACAUAGCAGCUUUGAAUUAGAAUGUGAGUUUGUAACGAGAACUUGGCGUCUGAAAUUUUGUUGAGAAUGUCACAUAUCUCAGUGAUGACUGCCUUGAGAAAACCUCAGCCUGCAAAGACAUUACCCUUUGGAGACAUCAAUAGGCACUGAAAACUUCCUGGGGAUAAGACCUUUACACAUUGAUGACAGUCUCGCAAAUCCUCUUUAGAAGCAGCCUGGAGGCUGUCAUUUUGGACUGUUGAUGAGGGCAUGGGACUCAUUUCAUUAUUAAUCAUUUGUGAAAUUUCAGCAGUGAGCAGCAUCAGAUAGGAAACAUCAAUAAACGAACAUCAACCUACAGAAACAGUGCACUGAAGGUCACUGCAUCCUGUGUAAUUCUUUUCUGGGAACAUGUCUGAGAAAGGCACAUUAAGACAAGAGGCAUUGGAGGAAGCUGGAAAUGAACAAAGUACUGAGAUUUCUCCAUCUUGUCGGGUAACAUGCAUCAUUAAUACUGAAAGCUUGGAAGUGGAGGAAAAAGAGAAGGGAAAAGAAGAUAAGUCAAGUGACACAAAGGCUGAUCAUCAGAAACGAACGAUAUACCAGGGGCAACAAAGGAAAAGAGCAAAGUCAGGAGCCAAAGGUAAACUAGUGAGAAGUCUGGCUGUUUGUGAAGAGUCAAAUCUGCCUCUGCUAUCAACAGAAGCCAUAACAGAGAAUCAGGAUUCCGUUCAUCUACAGCUCACCAGCUCACCAAGCUUUCAAGAUGAUGAUAAAAAUAAUAAAGAAGAAUUGGAAAAAGAUAAAAACAAAGACAAAAAUAGUGAAAAACCCAAAAUAAAAAUGCUUUCAAAAGAUUGCAGUCAAGAGUACACAGACUCCACAGGGAUAGAUUUGCAUGAGUUUCUUAUUAAUACAUUAAAGAAUAAUCCAAGGGACAGAAUGAUGCUUUUAAAAAUGGAACAGGAACUAAUAGAUUUUAUCAGUGAUAACAAUAAUCACUAUAAGAAAUUCCCUCCAAUGUCAUCAUAUCACCGGAUGUUGGUACACAGAGUUGCUGCUUAUUUUGGAAUGGAUCACAACGUAGAUCAAACUGGAAAAUGUGUUAUAAUCAACAAAACAAGCAAUACUAGAAUACCAGAGCAACGGUUCUGUGAGCACAUUAAAGAUGAGAAAAAUGAUGAUUCCCAGAAAAGAUUUAUUUUGAAGCGAGACAAUUCCAGUAUGGAUAAGGAUGAUAAUCAGGAAAUGUUUAUCUUGCAGCAAAAUAGGAUUCAUCCAUUUAGAGAUGAUAGAAGAAGUAAAUCAAUUGAGGAGAGAGAAGAGGAAUAUCAACGAGUAAGAGAGAGAAUUUUUGCACAAGAUUCGACCUGUUCCCAGGACAGUCUGUAUGUGGAAAACGGCCGAAUUCUAGAGGAUAUCAAUAUAUUCGAUGACACACAGAAGAAGAGGCAGCUAUUUAGAGACGGGACAGGAAAAACAUCAGGUAGUCGACAGAGCAGCACAGAGACUGACACAAAGUGGACUGACCAGCGACCCUGGAGUAGUACUGACUCAGACAGCUCGAAUCGAAACUUGAAGCCUCCUGUGACAAAGACAGCAAGUAUCGGUGGCAUAACAGUAUUGACUCGUGGUGACAGCACAAACAGUAACAGGAGUACGGGCAAACUCUCUAAAACAGGUUCAGAGUCUUCCAGUAGUGCUGGCUCUUCAGGUUCACUGUCAAGGAACAAUCAGCCAUUGCACAGUACAAAUGUCAUCCCGGCGUCAGUCAACUCUACAGGCUCAGUCUCCUACCCAGAUGGUGGAAUGGGUGGACAGGUGGCAUCUACCAACACAAGCUAUAUUUUACUUCCUUUGGAAGCUACAGGUAUACCACCUGGCAGUCUUCUGUUAAACCCACACACAGGCCAACCCUUUGUGAAUCCUGACGGUACACCUGCAAUUUACAAUCCUCCUGCUGGCUCCCAGUCAGUUAGAGGUCAGCUUCCUGGACAGGCUCAGCAGCAACCUACUCCACAAUCACAGCAGCAGAUACCCAGCCAUCUAGUUCCACAGCCUGUGCAAGCAAUGCAGUCUUCUUCUCAGUCUGUCCAGUAUCCGACAGCUUCUUACCCUUCCCAGCACCUACUGCCAGUUUCACCAACACAACAGUUUCCUGUGCGAGAAGAUUUGGCCUCCCAGUUUAACCAGAUGAGUUUAAGCAGACAGUCAUCGGGAGAUACUACUGAGCCACCAUCUGGUUCUGUCUAUCCAUCACCCAUAUUGCCUCAGGCACCCCAACAAGCUAACUAUGUCAUGGCGUCACCAAGUCAGCUUACCCCGGGUAGUUUUACUGGAUCUGGACAGCCCAUGUCUCAGCAAGUACUUCAGCCACCACAAGGAUUUGUACAACAACCAUCUGCCCAGAUGCCAGUGUAUUACUACCCCCCUGGCCAGUAUACUACCUCAGCAGCCCAGCAGUUCAGGCCUGUUGCUACCGUUCAAUACAAUGCACAGCGUAGUCAGCAGAUACCACAGACCACACCACAGACAGGUUUUCAGCCGGUCUUGCCCAAUCAGCAGCAAGGGUUCCAAGGCCUGGUUGGAGUGCAGCAACCACCCCAGAGUCAGAACCUGUUGAACAACCAGCAGGGAAAUCAGGUGCCAGGUGUGAUGGUCCAAUAUCCAGCCAUGUCUUCUUACCAAGUGCCGAUGACUCAGAGUUCUCAAGGGAUGUCUCAACAAUCAUACCCACAGACUAUCGUACUAUCCAAUCAGUCAGGUCAAGGGACACUUCCAGCCACUGGAAUGUCUGUCUAUUGUAAUGUAAUACCUCCUUCUCCUCAAAACAACCUAAGGUUGGUAGCGCCCCACUGUCCUGCCAAUAAUGUACCAGUGCUCCCUGCCAACUGCAGAACAAACUGUACAAACAUUAGCGGCACUGGAUGGCAGGUUAAAUACUGAAAUGGUGGCAUUGGGUGAUUAAGAUAUCAAAAAGCAUUUUUGGACAUAGUAACUUGACAAAAAAAUUAUUGAAACAUCAGUUGAAGAACUAGUAUUUAAGUUCUCAGUAAAUCACUGCUGGUUCUGUUUAAAAAGUCAAAAUUAUAUUUAAAAAUUGUUGGUUACUGGUGCAUUUUAGUCAUGUCUCUGCUAGGUAUGCUUUUGUAGCGUAGCUAAGUGACAUGGAUUCUCUGGGGUAAGAUCUCUCCUACCAGUGGGCACCACUGUGUAGAUUGUAAUAUCCCAAUACUGAUUAGUUUUGUACUUUGUGUUGAGUUUGUGAAGCUGAAAAGUAUUAAAAUUAUUAUAAUAAAAUAUACAUUGUACCAAAGCUGAAACAGACGGAAUUGCUGGAUGGAAGGAAUAAUUUAUAGAUACUAUAGAGUUUUUUUAAUGGAUAUAUACUGCAGUGUAGUGUUUAAUGACAAUAAAACUAUUUGACCUCAUGGAUAAAGGUCACAUUUCUACCAUGUGAUUUGUCUUCUCUCUUGACAGUUCAGUUAGUUGAGUGACAGUUUAAGUGUUUUUGACAGGAGCUCAAAUGUUGUUCGGAAGCCAGCUGCUAAUUCAUUUUUGCACUGAACUUGCAGCUAUUAAUGAAUUAAGACUCUACAUUUAUUUGCAUAUUUAUUAUUGUACAGUAAAAUACAUGUUUCCCAAUUUUAAACCAGUUGUUAAUCAGAAUAAUUAUUUGCGAGUUUGAAUAAAUAGCCUGCUUUUCUCCACCUUUGAUACAUGUCAAUAGAUCAAAGCUAAAUUUAAUGACCCCAUACCAUCUAAAUAUGAAAGCUAUUAAUGAGGAUCUUAAUUAAGUAGAUAAGUAUUUUUAUAAGGUGGUUAAUAUUUUGGAACUGAUAGUAUUGGUCAUCUUCACAAUGUUGAUGCUACUUGUGUGAUGUGAAAUAGUUUUUUUUAUUGAGGGUAGAGAUUCUUGUGUUAGAAACUUCCUGCACAAUCUGAAGAUUUUACUGUGAUCCAUCCAAGGUAAUAUCUGCUUCUGGGAAAACCCAAAGCUUUCCUAAGUUUCUAAAUUA